AUGAAUUCAUCAUCAGUCGAAAUCGAUACACAUUUUCCAGUUGGAGGAUGUUUACCUAAACAACCAACCGGAGCUUUACAAUUGUUAACAAAACAUCCUGAAUAUGAUGGACGACAAGUUACGAUUGCAGUUAUUGAUACAGGAAUUGAUCCUGUAGCCAAUGGACUUCAAAAAACAAGUACAGGAGAUGUGAAACUAAUUGAUUUACGUGAUAGUACAGGAAGUGGCGAUGUGGAUAUUUCAACAAUUGUUAAAAUUACAAACCAAAGUGAAGAAUUCAUUCAAGGUUUAUCGGGAAGAAAACUAAAAAUUCCAUCAUCGUGGAAAAAUCCGUCCGGAAAUUAUCAUAUUGGAAUAAAAGCAUUGAAACAAUUGAUUCCAAAUGCUGCUUUCGAACGAUUAAGUAAAGAACGAAGAGAAAAAUUUGAUCUUGAACAUCGACAAGCUUUAGCCGAUGCACAACGUCAACUAGAUGAGCAUAUUAGUAAAUUUUCAUCACCAAACGAAGAACAAAAACUAAUUCGAGAAGAAUUUCAAUCAUUUGUUGAUGCAUUAAAAGAAGUCGAAAAGAAAUACAACGAUCCUGGACCAUUUCUUGAUUGUAUUGCUUGGAAUGAUGGAGACAAAUGGAUAGCUUGUAUUGAUACAUCUGAACAAGGAGAUUUAAAUCAAUGUAAAUGUUUAACCAAUUAUUAUGAUUCUCAUCAAUUUGCAACAUUUAGUGUCAUUGACAUGGUCACGUAUUCAGUUCAAAUUCAUCAUGAAAUUAAUAUUUUGGAAAUUGUUGUUGUUGGAGUCGAAAUCGAUACACAUUUUCCUGUUGGAGAAUGUUUACCUAAACAACCAACCGGAGCUUUACAAUUAUUAACAAAACAUCCUCAAUAUGAUGGACGACAAGUUACAAUUGCAAUUAUUGAUACAGGAAUUGAUCCUGUAGCCAAUGGACUUCAACAAACAAGUACAGGAGAUGUGAAACUAAUUGAUUUACGUGAUAGUACAGGAAGUGGUGAUGUGGAUAUUUCAACAACUGUUAAAAUUGCAAACCAAAAUGAAGAAUUUAUUCAAGGUUUAUCGGGAAGAAAACUAAAAAUUCCAUCAACAUGGAAAAAUCCGUCCGGAAAUUAUCAUAUUGGAAUAAAAGCAUUGAAACAAUUGCUUCCGAAUGCUGCUUUCGAACGAUUAAGUAAAGAACGAAGAGAAAAAUUUGAUCUUGAACAUCGACAAGCUUUAGCCAAUGCACAACGUCAACUGGAUGAACAUAUUAGUAAAUUUUCAUCACCGAACGAAGAACAAAAGCUAAUUCGAGAAGAAUUUCAAUCAUUUGUUGAUGCAUUAAAAGAAGUUGAAAAGAAAUACAACGAUCCUGGACCAUUUCUUGAUUGUAUUGUUUGGAAUGAUGGAGAAAAAUGGAUAGCUUGUAUUGACACUUCAGAACAAGGAGAUUUAAAUCAAUUGUCAUUGACAUGGUCACGUAUUCAGUUCAAAUUCAUCAUGAAAUUAAUAUUUUGGAAAUUGUUGUUGUUGGAGGUUCACAUNAAUUAUUAUGAUUCUCAUCAAUUUGCAACAUUUAGUGUCAUUGACAUGGUCACGUAUUCAGUUCAAAUUCAUCAUGAAAUUAAUAUUUUGGAAAUUGUUGUUGUUGGAGGUUCACAUGGAACUCAUGUUGGUGCGAUAUCUGCUGCUUAUUUUAAUGAUUCAUGUGAAGAAAAUGGCGUCGCACCUGGUGCACAACUUUUGUCAAUUAAUAUUGGUGAUCAUCGUUUAUCAACAAUGGAAACUAUUCCAUCAUUGGUUCGAGCGAUCAAAUAUUGUAUUGAUUAUAAAGUUGAUAUCAUUAAUAUGAGUUAUGGUGAAGAUUGUCAUAUUCCAAAUUCAGGACGUGUUCAAGACUUAUUUAAUGAAGCUGUAGAGAAACAUGGAAUUAUAUUUGUAUCAUCAGCUGGAAAUAAUGGUCCUGCUCUAAGUACAACAGGUGCACCUGGUGCAACAUGUACAAAUCUCAUUGGUGUUGGUGCUUAUGUUACUCCAGAAAUGCAAUUAGCUGAAUAUGCAUUGAGAGAAUGUACAGGUUGUACAACACCAUUUACUUGGUCUUCACGUGGUCCAUGUCCUGAUGGCUGGCUGGGUGUUUGUGUUAGUGCACCUGGAGCUGCAAUUACAAGUGUUCCUCAUUAUAAUUUAUGUCAACGACAAUUAAUGAAUGGAACAUCAAUGGCAUCACCAAAUGCUGCUGGUUGUGUUGCUUUGUUGUUAAGUGCAUUGAAACAAGAACGAAUUGAAUAUAAUCCAUCGUUAAUUCGUCGUGCAUUGAUGAACACUGCACAGAAAAUCGAUGAUGAAUUCUCUGUUGGUGCUGGUCUUUUACAAAUUCAUAAAGCUUUAGAUUAUAUUCGUUCAUUAGCUAAACCAUCAUUAAUUUCGAAAAUGCAAUUCGAUAUAACUGGUGGACAAGGACGAGGAAUUUAUCUAAGAGAUUUUGAUCAUGUACAAACAAGUUCAGGUGAUAUGCGUUUGACAAUUAAAUCAAAAUAUUUAGCAAAAUCAACAAAUCAACCAAUCACUUAUGAUGAUCAAGAAAUGAAAAUCAAAUUUGCUUGUCGUUUAUCAUUUGUUUGUGAUCCACCAGUUAGUUAUGUUCAACAUGGGAAAUAUCUUGAUUUAGCGUAUACAGAUCGAACAUUUGAUAUUCGAAUCGAUCCAUCACAUUUAAAAGAAGAUCAAGUUCAUUUUACUGAAUUACAAGCAUUUGAUAUCAAUCAAAUCAAUGCAGGACCAUUAGUUCGUUUUCCAAUUACAAUUAUUAAACCUUUACGAAUUGAUACUCCAAAUUAUUCUUUACAAUUUUCUUCUCAAACAUUCAAAGCUGGUCAAAUUCGUCGUCAUUUUCUUGAAGUUCCUAUUGGCGCAAAUAUUGCUGUAUUCAAAAUAAUGAACAAUUCGUCUGAUAUAUCUGCUCAAAUGAAUUUACAUUUUGUUCAACUCGAACCAGGUCGUUCAUUUCGUUUAACGGAAUACGAAAAACUGAUUCGUUUAUCUCCAAAUUCAACUUUUGAAUGUUAUUUCAAUGUUCAAGACAAACAUACAUUAGAAUUAUGUUUGGCACGUUGGUGGUCAAGUUUAGCGAUUAUUGAUACAAAUUAUUCAAUUGAAUUUCAUUCGAUUUUAAUUUCACCAACACUUUCAUUACAUUUACGUAGUAGUCAAUCAUAUGAAAGAUUUCUUUUGGAAAAUCGUUUGAAUAAUACUUAUGAAGAUAUCAAUGGUUUACCAAUUAUUAAUUGGAAAUUUCUUGUUCAAACAUUGAGACCGAAUAAAGAUGAAAGUAAAAUACAAAUUUUGUCCAAACGGGAUUGUUUAACUGAACAAAGACAAAUUUAUCAAUUGAUCUUAACUUUUAAUUUUACUUUGUUGAAAGCUUCGGAAAUCCAAGUGAAAUGUCCAUAUUUACAUGAAUUGCUCUAUGAUAAUGAAUUUGAAGCAGCAUUAUGGAUGUGUUUCGAUGCAAAUAAACAAUAUUUAGGUUCAGGAGAUGUCAUGAAAGAUUAUUCAUUAAAAUUGGAAAAAGGAGAUUUUGUAAUUCGAAUGCAAAUUCGUCAUGAUAAAUCUGAUCUCUUAGAACGUUUAUUAAAAGAUUCAUCGGGAAAUGGUUUAGCAUUACAUAUCGAACACAAAGUCACUGGUCUUCCCACAUCUGAUUUUUAUUAUUCAUUAGAUUGUUUACAUACACAAAAGAAGAAGAUUCAGACAUCAUCCAUUAAAUUACAAUGGGGUCAUCAACUUCCAAUUUAUAUGACAACGGUUCCAGAGGACAAACUUCCGAAAGUGAUUAAUUCAGUAGCUGGAGUGUUCUUACAAGGAACAAUGACAAUUCCAAAAAAUGAAAAAAUGAAAAAAUUGGAAAUGAAUAAUAUUUAUCAAUAUUUUACUGAACCAAUUUCAACAAGUUCAUCGAGUUCUUCGAAGAAAUCUUCAUCGAACAAUACUUCAAAUAGUUCGAAGAAACAAAUCAGUUCUCCAACAAUUGAAGAUGGAACAACAAAUAAUUCAUCAUCAACAAAAGAUCAACAAUAUCAAGAAGCUUUACGAGAUUUGAAAAUUUCAUGGAUUUCCAAAUUCAAUGAUGAACAAAAUAAAUUAUACGAAGAAUUAUUAAAUGAACAAUCAGAUUUAACAACUUAUGUUCCAUUACAUCUCGCUCGUCUUCAACAAUUGGAAAAUCAAUUUAAACAACAACAAACACAUUUAACCAAUGAGAAAAAAGAUGAAAAAUUACAUGAAAUUAGUCAAUUUAUUCAAACAAAACUUUUGUCAUUAUUCGAUGAAGAUCUUAUUUUGAAAUUUUUUGGACAAAAAAAUUCUUCAUCCAAUGAAAAAGAUAUUCAAAUUCUUAAAAAUGAUAUGGAAAAACGUCGAAAUUGGUUUAUUGAUAUUUAUAUCGCAUUAGGAAUGUGUUUAUGUGAUUUAUCGAAUAUAAAUGAUGAAGUUUCAAAUCAAUUAACGAAUAUUUGGAAAACUUUACAAAAACAUAUCGAUCUGAAUGACACAAAAUUAAAUAAUUUUCAUUAUAAAUUUCAUUUAAUGAAAAAAUCUUAUGGAAAAGUUUGGAAAUUACUUUUAAAACAAAUUGAAGAUAAAUCCGCAUCUCAACAACAAGAAUAUGACAAUAAAUUACUUCAACUUUAUCAAACAAUGAAUAUGAAAUAUUUAAUAACAUAUCAAGAACGAUUAAUGAUCGCUAAAUAUCCUUCAUCAUACGUCCUCUUUUAG
Molecule: messenger RNA, 4767 nt
Organism: Adineta ricciae
Lineage: Eukaryota; Metazoa; Rotifera; Eurotatoria; Adinetida; Adinetidae
Source: the annotation of a GenBank genome assembly